This is a messenger RNA of Miniopterus natalensis, 1861 nucleotides long. It is a transcript of the gene SLC25A20, whose product is annotated as solute carrier family 25 member 20. The record is from RefSeq and is a predicted model, not a curated record. Gene Ontology annotation, molecular function: O-acyl-L-carnitine transmembrane transporter activity. Gene Ontology annotation, cellular component: mitochondrial envelope. NCBI's taxonomy places the organism in Eukaryota, Metazoa, Chordata, Mammalia, Chiroptera, Miniopteridae. Gene Ontology annotation, biological process: carnitine transmembrane transport; mitochondrial transport.
GCCGGGCCGGGCAGUCUAGAACCUCCUCCCGACCUGCCUCAGGCUCUCGCCCCGCCCACCCAGAAGUGGGUGAAAGGUCGGCCGCGUCGGUGCUGCUGCUGGGGCUGUGCAGCCAGGAGGCAGGGAACGUACUGACACUGACAGACAGACGGACCAUGACGGACCAGGCGAAACCCAUCAGCCCGCUGAAGAAUCUGCUGGCCGGCGGCUUUGGAGGCAUGUGCCUGGUGUUCGUGGGGCACCCGCUGGACACGGUUAAGGUCCGACUGCAGACGCAGCCCGCAAGUUUGGCUGGACAGCCUCCCAUGUAUUCUGGGACCUUUGACUGUUUCCGGAAGACUCUUAUUAGAGAGGGCAUCACGGGGCUCUAUCGAGGCAUGGCUGCCCCCAUCAUCGGGGUCACCCCUAUGUUCGCUGUGUGCUUCUUUGGGUUUGGUUUGGGGAAGAAACUGCAACAGAAACACCCAGAAGAUGUGCUCAGCUACCCCCAACUAUUUGCAGCCGGGAUGUUAUCUGGCGUAUUCACCACAGGCAUCAUGACCCCUGGAGAGCGGAUCAAGUGCCUCUUACAGAUUCAGGCUUCUACAGGGGAAACCAAGUACGCUGGUACCUUGGACUGUGCGAAGAAGCUGUACCAGGAGUCUGGGAUCCGAGGCAUCUACAAGGGCACUGUACUCACCCUCAUGAGAGAUGUUCCAGCCAGUGGGAUGUAUUUCAUGACAUAUGAAUGGCUGAAAAAUAUCUUAACUCCAGAGGGAAAGAGUGUCAGUGAGCUCAGCGUGCCUCGGAUCCUGGUGGCCGGGGGCGUUGCAGGGAUCUUCAACUGGGCUGUGGCAAUCCCCCCAGAUGUGCUGAAGUCCCGCUUCCAGACUGCACCUCCUGGAAAAUAUCCUAAUGGUUUCAAAGAUGUGCUGAGGGAGCUGAUCCAGCAUGAAGGAGUCACAUCCUUGUACAAAGGGUUCAAUGCAGUGAUGAUCAGAGCCUUCCCAGCCAAUGCGGCCUGUUUCCUUGGCUUUGAAGUUGCCAUGAAGUUCCUUAAUUGGGUUACCCCUAACUUGUGAGGCUGAAGGCUGCUCAAGGCUUCUGGAUGCUGGAAACUUACCGAAGAGGAGCAAUAGGCAGGACUAGGCUGUCCUGAAGGGUGAGGGGAGGGGGAUGGUGGGAUCAGAGCUCUGUGCAUGGACUUGUUGAGACCAUUUGCCUUAAUGACAUCCUCCGCCUGGUAUAACUUGGUGUGCCAUUUUGAAAAACUUGAAUUCACUCUUGUCAGUUUAAGGGAUCUCAGGGGGAUUUGGAGAUGGAGUAAGUAGCUUCCAGACCAGAUACCACCUGUGGCCAGAGUAUGUCUAUUGAUUGGUUGACUACUGGCCCUACUGUACCCAAAAUACUGGUCUCAAAAGAGGAAAUCUCAGCCUUUCACUGGAGGUACUAUGCAUGUUUACAGCCAGCUGACUAGGAGCUGGGGUCUUCGUUGAUCCCUAGCCAGGAACACCCACCAGAUUCCCAGGGUAUCAUCCUGUUCUGACAUGCACAGGGAGGUAUGGACUUGAGACCCACGUUGUCUGUCAAGUGGGAUGAGCAAAUGUGCAGGGGCAGGUAGCCUGAUAACAUGAGGGGUUUGUGUGUGUGUGUGUGUGUAUUUUUAAGGCAUGCAGGUAAUCAAAAUUGAAACUAGAGUAGCCUAAUUUCCCAGAAGGUAGAGAGCUUUCCCUCCUACACAGUGAGGAGGGUUUUGAAUUGAUAGUCCCAGCCUGCCGGGAUAAAUGAGAAAGCCCACGGUGUAGGAAGGCUCUCUCUGCACACUCUUUUCUCACAAAAACCUUGUUUUAACAGAAAACAAUAAAGAUUGUUUUUAAUUUUU